This is a messenger RNA of Rana temporaria (common frog), 2230 nucleotides long. Its product is annotated as inositol-trisphosphate 3-kinase B-like. The record is from RefSeq and is a predicted model, not a curated record. The transcript has 8 exons. Gene Ontology annotation, cellular component: cytoplasm; nucleus. Bases 229 to 1599 code for a protein of 456 amino acids. Gene Ontology annotation, molecular function: inositol tetrakisphosphate kinase activity; inositol-1,4,5-trisphosphate 3-kinase activity. NCBI's taxonomy places the organism in Eukaryota, Metazoa, Chordata, Amphibia, Anura, Ranidae. Gene Ontology annotation, biological process: inositol phosphate biosynthetic process.
CCCGCCUACCUGUACUCAUAAAAAGUAUUGGGACACUUGAGAAAAGAAAAGGGAGAGGAGCGUGCGGAGCGAUGUCACAUGGACAAGAAGCGUGAACCUGAGAACGAAUUUUCAGGGCAUGCCAAUGGAAGAGCAAAUAACCAGAGGUCGUGGCUGAUCAGUCAGGCGCAAGCAGCGAAGUACAACUGUUCAAAGACCAACUGAAGUUUUCAGUCGAAAAUAAAAACCAUGGAGCAACCAGAUCAGAUCUCUGUGGAGGAAAACCUGCAGAAGUUAACAGUAUUACCUUGUGAGACAGAGAAAGAGAAGGAAACCCAAGAAAGCAACAUGACACUUCAGCCAAAAAAUCAUGACAAAGAGAACAGGAAGUCCAUAGAGAAAGACCACUCGGUGGAUAUCAUGCCAGUGGAAGAGGUGAAAAAGUCAGUGAGGCAGUCAGACAGAUCGGUCUCCAGCACUUCUACAUGUUCAUCUGUUAACUACUCUUCACCAGAGAGUGACCAGGUCUUCAGUGAAGAAGAGGAGAUCCAUUCAAAACGAAAAAUUCUUCGAAAGACAAAAUCAUGGAAGACGUUCUUCACAAUGGUGCACUGGUCACUCAGACGGCAGAAUUCCUGGGUUCAACUGGCUGGCCAUGAAGGUAACUUCAAAGCCAGUGAACGGGGCCACAUUCUGAAGAAGUUCAGUCCUAUAGAAAAUGCAUGCCUGGAGGCCCUUAUGGAAGAUAUUCUCCGGCCAUAUGUUCCUACCUACCAUGGACUGGUUGAAAGGGAAGCCCAAACUUACAUCAAAAUGGAAGACCUUCUUAUGGGCUUAGAAGCACCCAGUAUCAUGGACUGCAAGAUGGGCUUUCGAACAUACUUGGAGGAUGAGCUCGCUAAAGCCCUACUGAAGCCCACACCACGCAAAGACUUGUACAACAAAAUGGUGACCCUGGACUCUCAGGCCCCUACUCUAGAGGAACACCUGCAAAAAGCAGUUACUAAGCCUCGUUACAUGCAGUGGAGAGAGAGUGUCAGCUCUACAGCAAUGCUGGGAUUCCGUAUUGAGGGUGUCACAAUUGAAGCUGGUUCCGUCAAGAAAAACUUCAAGAAGAUGAAGAGUCGAGAACAAAUCAUGGAAACAUUUGUACUUUUUACAAAAAGCCGACAGGACAUUCUGGCUGCCUAUGUGAAGCGUCUGGAGAGCAUGCAGGCUGCUCUUAAAGAAUCUGAAUUCUUUCGCACUCAUGAGGUGAUAGGUAGCUCCCUUCUCUUUGUUCAUGACCGCCGCGGCACCUCCAACGUUUGGAUGAUUGAUUUCGGCAAAACAACCCUUGCUCCAGCACAUAUUAGCCUGCGCCAUGAUGUGGCAUGGGAGCCUGGCACGCAUGAAGAUGGCUACCUACUGGGGCUGCAGAACCUCAUUGACACUCUUCAGGACACCAUACAAAUGGUUAAAGAGAACAGGGAAGAGGCUGCAGAUAGCUCUGUACAGGAGGGAGAGCAGACCAUAGGAGAGAAUGAAAAGAUGCUGCUGAAAGGAGAGGUAGAGGUGAAAACUACAAAUGGGGAAAAUGCACUUGUGACACCCGUACAGCCUGAAAACAGAACCCUAUGAUUUAUCAGGGGACACGUGCCAUAAUACUAAACAGAAAUCACUGUUCACUGAUGAAAGGACUUGGUUCAUGUGAAGGACACAUCUUUCUCUAAAUGCUACAUUCCUACUGGAGGCAAAACAUGAGCAGGUGAACAACUCACAGUGAUAACAGGAAAAAUGAGUUGAUCUUCAAUGAAUAACUACUGGAAAAUAAAGCACAACAAUCACUGAGCUGCUGCCGCCCUUCAUAUUAUUCCACAAAAGGAAAGGACUGCCAGGGUCUCCAGCCGUCUGUUGUAGUGGGAUAAUCGCUUGUAUCUCCUCUGAUGCAUUAUGCGGACAUAGAGACCCAUAGCAAGCAGUGUGAGGGGCUGACAGAUUCUACUACAGCGUUCACUUUCAUCCCAUCAUAAAGCAAGACAACACUCUUAUGCAAUCCUAUGAAAACUUGUAAAGACUUUAAAUAUCACUGUGCACAUGAAAGGACUGUUAUUGAUGUUAUAUAUAUAUGAACAAUGAUGUAUCACCAACACGAUGUGAGAAUAGCAGCUUUUCUUUCACACAGUUUGAACAUUUCACUCUCUGUAACAUGAAUCUGUAUCCAAUGACCCAUGUCUUCAUACAAAUACACACCUAGGCAGAGGUUUCAGCA